AUGGAUGAGACCAACUUAGGAACUACCACAAUCACUGCUCAUCCCCAGAUGGUGACAUCUCCUGGGACCCAUUCCGCUGAUGUGGCAUCAGUAGAGCUUUCAGACACAGAUGAUGAUUAUGUGCUUAGUGAUGAAGAUGAAAUCCUUACAAACCCGGAGCACUUGGGAUUCACCUCGUCAUUAUCAGAACACGCUACAUAUUUUUCCAACACUAUAUCUCAUGCACUCGACUCCUUGGAGCUUGAUAAGUCGCUAGCUUUGCAAGCGAAACUAAGUGGAGAAUUGAACAAUGAAAAUCAAAAAAUUAUCGAAAGAAAACAAGAACUCUCGCAACAUUUGAAACAAUUACAGGAUCUACUAAAGACCAACUUGGUGUCUGAGCCACAAAAGCUCAGUAAGGUAGAACAAAUGUCAAAGGAUUUGGAGAGUAUUGAACUGAGAAUACUAAGGUUGAAGAACGGUCAAAAGAAGGGAUCGUAUGCAUUAUCAUUUUUAAGAUCUACCAACCACUCCAAGGUGGGUGUGGUUGAAAAGUAUCCAAUUGAAUACAAUCAGGCCAGGGACAAAGUUACUGAGCGCCAACUUGACCAGUAA
Molecule: messenger RNA, 594 nt
Organism: Suhomyces tanzawaensis NRRL Y-17324
Lineage: Eukaryota; Fungi; Ascomycota; Pichiomycetes; Serinales; Debaryomycetaceae
Exons: 1
Coding region: 1-594 (197 amino acids)
Biological process (GO): endosome organization; regulation of protein localization
Cellular component (GO): endosome; BLOC-1 complex
Source: RefSeq, a predicted model, not a curated record